AUGUUUAGCUUGGUCAACGGAAGCUGUGCACGCAAGUCUCAAGUCUCCUAUCUCAGGCCACGUGCCGAUACCGUGGUUCAGAAUAGCUCCUCCAUCUUGACGGACAGCCUUUUGAGUCCGAAUGCCACGGGAAGCUGGCCAAUCUUCGGCAUCGAUGUGUCGAAGCCACUUUCAGAAAACCCAACAAACAAUGAGUUUGGUCAAGGAAAUGGGUGGAGCAUCGACGUUGCAGUUGCCACGAAUGUUAGUGGGGGAAUUGUGAGCAAUUCGAACCCGUCAAAAAUCACUCUUGACUCCUCAGACAAUCCGGUCGAAAGAGGAAACAUAACUGACGGGUACCGUAUCUGCUCGUAUGUUUGGUGGCAGAUGAGCUGGACUGAGAACAAGAUCAAGAAGCUCAAUGAUGAUAGCCAAGGCUCAUGUGGUGGCGUCAUCCCACAAAAUUGUAUCGACGAUCUUAAAGAAACUGCAGCAAAGAUCCAGUGCGAUGGCUCUUUGGAGUCAUCGCUGUACGGUAUCGGAUUCGACAUUCCGGCGAGCUGUAGAAACCUAACAGAGGAGUUCAUGUCAAACGCUUCGGCCUCUUCGCACACGUUAUUCCAGUCAACUGCACCCUACAACCUUCCCGGCAACGAAAGUAAUACCAGACAGGUCUAUGACUACGCGGUGACACAGGUCUGGCCUGUGAUGCUCUCUUACAGUUACGCUGAAGAGAAUGCGGUCUCAAACUACACGGUCUUCCGCUGCGUUCGCGCCAAUAACAUUACUGCUGGAAGUCGGUCGCCCGAAAGCUUCGGAAAUAGACCGAGUUCAUCGACUCAACACAGAUCGUCGUUCGCGGGUCUUUUCGUUGGCUUGCUUGUUACUACGAUCGUCUCGUCUUGGAUGUAAAGUACCUCAGUCAUUGAUACUGCGUCAAUCCACCUUGGAGACACAUCCAUCCCUUUACGAGGAUUUGCAGUCCCUUGAGGUACACCACAUAGGCACUCAAGGUGUAAACGUAUCUCGCAAUGGCAAACCUCUG
Colletotrichum acutatum is the source of this 1024-nucleotide messenger RNA. RefSeq lists its product as uncharacterized. The transcript has 2 exons. The record is from RefSeq and is a predicted model, not a curated record. Bases 1 to 891 code for a protein of 296 amino acids. NCBI's taxonomy places the organism in Eukaryota, Fungi, Ascomycota, Sordariomycetes, Glomerellales, Glomerellaceae.